Messenger RNA from Varanus komodoensis (Komodo dragon), 1795 nucleotides. It is a transcript of the gene UBAC1, whose product is annotated as UBA domain containing 1. Gene Ontology annotation, molecular function: protein binding. NCBI's taxonomy places the organism in Eukaryota, Metazoa, Chordata, Lepidosauria, Squamata, Varanidae. The record is from RefSeq and is a predicted model, not a curated record. Bases 34 to 1269 code for a protein of 411 amino acids. The transcript has 10 exons.
CCCGCGGGGAGCGGCGCGGCCUGCGAUGCGACCAUGUUUGUGCAGGAGGAGAAGAUCUUCGCGGCCAGGGUGCUGCGGCUCCGCAUCUGCGCCUUGGACGGCGCCGAGUGGCUGGAGGAGGUGGCCGAAGACACGGCCGUGGAGCGCCUCAAGGAGCGCUGCCUCAAGCACCUUGUACCUGGGAGCCUAGAAGAUCCAAAAACUAUGACGCAUCAUAAAUUGAUACAUGCUGCUUCCGAAAAAGUCCUUACUGACACAAAGACAGUCUUGGAGGAAAAUAUUCAGGACAGAGAUGUGUUGGUGCUGGUGAAGAAAAGAGCCCCCUCUGCCCCUCCCAAAAUGGCCGAUGUUUCAGCGGAGGAAAAACGGAAGCAGGAUCAGAAAGCGCCGGACAGGGAGGCCAUUCUGAAGGCAACGACGAGCCUCCCCUCCCACAGCGUGGACCGCAGCGUGGCACACCACAACAUGCGGGAUUUCCAAACAGAACUUCGGAAGAUCUUGGUCUCGCUCAUCGAAGUCGCCCAGAAACUCUUGGCACUGAACCCUGAUGCGGUCGAGCUCUUUAAGAAAGCGAAUGCCAUGUUGGAUGAGGACGAAGACGACCGUGUGGAUGAAAUCGCCUUGCGGCAGCUGACAGAAAUGGGCUUUCCCGAGACCAGAGCCAACAAAGCCCUUCGUUUAAAUCACAUGUCCGUGACUCAGGCCAUGGAGUGGCUGAUCGAACACGCGGAUGACCCAGCUGUGGAUGCCCCCCUGCCGGGCCAGUCCUCAGUGGACAGCGGGGCAGAAGCAGGGACCUCCGCGGCUGCCCCUGCCCAGCCCGCCAACGGAGCUGACCCGGAGGAAAGCCAGGAAGAGCCCAAGGACGAGUUGACCGAGAUAUUCAAGAAGAUACGGCGGAAAAGAGAAUUUCGUCCUGAUCCACGGGCUGUCAUCGCUUUGAUGGAGAUGGGCUUUGACGAGCGGGAGGUGGUGGACGCGCUCCGAGUGAACAGCAACCAGCAGAACGCUGCGUGUGAAUGGCUCCUGGGGGACCGGAAGCCCACCCCGGAGGACCUUGACAAGGGAAUUGACCCCAGCAGCCCUCUUUUCCAAGCCAUCUUAGAAAACCCAGUGGUACAGUUAGGACUAACCAAUCCUAAAACACUGCUCGCCUUUGAAGAUAUGCUUGAAAACCCUUUAAACAGCACUCAGUGGAUGAACGAUCCAGAAACUGGGCCUGUGAUGCUGCAGAUUUCCCGGAUCUUCCAGACGCUGAACCGCACAUAGGAGGGGAUGGACCUCUCCGCUGUGCCAGUUUGGACUGUUCUUUCGCUGUGUGUCUUGUAAAGAACCAGAGACACCUUCUGCCAAGAGAGAAAUUACGUGAGGGGUGCUUUGCUUUUCUCUGCAUUUUUGGGUAGAUGUUCCAAACUUCUUGUUUCGUUUUGCAGUUUGCAAAUACAGGCUGUGUGACUUGAUUAUAAUUAUUUUUAGUGUUAGAGAAAGAGGAUUUGAAGACAUAGGCGUGUUUUUCUUUUCUUUCAAGUGUUUUGAGAGAAGCACUAGUGCAUCCAAAUACAGGAAAGACUUCCAGAAUUAUUUAAGGAACUGAUCAUUGGUGGAAUGACGGCGUAAUCCCCACUUGUGCUGUUUGGGCUAACUACAGAGGUUCCCACUAGCAAUCGACGUGCCCACAACAGAAACCCCAAGAGAAGAGUUACCUGCAGUCACUGACAAACGAGUAAUGAGCAUGUCGGCUUCUCUUGCCUCAGUUAUGUCUGUUGUGAAAUACAGAGGACUUUUUCAGCUGAUA